Molecule: messenger RNA, 1036 nt
Organism: Guyanagaster necrorhizus
Lineage: Eukaryota; Fungi; Basidiomycota; Agaricomycetes; Agaricales; Physalacriaceae
Exons: 6
Coding region: 7-993 (328 amino acids)
Source: RefSeq, a predicted model, not a curated record
CUGAAGAUGACAGCAAGAAGAUACAGGACACCAGGCGCCAGCAAGGAAAAUGUUGAUGGGCUCACAUUAAUCUUUGCUCAUUGCAUCGGAUCUCACAAAGAACAAUGGGAGCCGACUAUCGAACGAAUUUUUGAUAUUCAAGGAGCCAAAUCUCCGAGGCAUAGAAUACGUGAAGCAUGGGCGUUUGACUGGCAGAAUCACGGCGACGCUGCAGUAGUGAACGAGAGCGCGUUGAGGGAACGGCCUGAAGGUGUUUGUAUGGCAUUAGCCAUAUGCGAAUGGGCCCCUGCAAUCGCCUCAUUCGUUCGUUCGUCUCCGAUGAGAGGGCACCGGAUAGUCGGACUAGGUCAUUCAGCCGGAGCCGGAGCCAUGCAAGUCCAGCCGAUGCUGACUACCCAAAGCUCGCCUCCAUAUGCUGGUUUGGUCCUCAUUGAGCCCACUAUGAUCACAGAGGAUGUUUUCCGAGCUCACUUUGCCGACCGUAUGGCGACGAUGGAGGGUGCGGUAUGCGCGACAAGCAUUCGACGGGACCGGUGGACAGGGAAAGACGAUGCACAUGGCUGGCUCGCCGGGAGGUUUCCAUGGAGGGUCUGGGAUAAUAGAGUCCUGGAUAUAUUUGUCAAACACGGACUGCGGGAACACCAGCAGGGAGGAGUCACGCUCAAGUGUGAUAGAAAGCAAGAAGCCAUGUCUUAUCCAGACGUCGAUGGGCACUUCGAGGCAACCACUAAGCUCGCGAAGGUCUGUCACGCGGUGCCGGUGCAUGUGAUCUGGGGGACAUACAAUGAUUUAGUCCCCGAUUACUUCCAAGACUGCCUCAUUGAUGCGUCGCAAGGUCGGUAUGUGGCCUCUGUGACACGGGUCAGAGGUGUGGGGCACAUGAUUGUGCAGGAGAAACCGAAUUUGCUGGCAGAGACGAUCUGUGAUGUGUUGGAUACCAUUGGGGUGAAACCCGAGUGUCGUCGAGCUGACCCUUCACGGUCAAGGCUCUGAAGCAGAUUCCUUUGGUGUGGGAAUGUAUAAAUGGUCAAUGUAC